GGGCUCGCCGGUGCGGAUGCGAGCAACCACUCGGUAUUCCCGGCCCAGCCUCGGCGGGGAGCGGGCACGCCGAGAGGCUCAAAGCCGAACGCAUCGCAGUGGAUUUCUGGAGCUAUAUGGAGGGAUCUCAGGAUGGUGUGCACCAGGAAAACCAAAACUUUAGUGUCCACUUGCGUGAUUUUGAGUGGAAUGACUAACAUCGUCUGCCUGCUGUACGUGGGCUGGGUCACCAACUACAUUGCCAGUGUUUACGUGAAAGUGCAGGAGCCGAUCUCAGAAAAAAAGUUAGAGGAAGACAAAGGGGACACUUUAAGGAUUAUAGAAAGGCUGGACCAUUUGGAAAAUGUCAUCAAGCAGCACAUCCAAGAAGCUCCACCAAAAUUGGAAGACAACCCUGCAGAAGCGUUCACGGACUCGUCCCUUUUUGCUCACUGGGGGCAGGAGCUGAGCCCUGAGAACAGGCGGCUCGCCCUGAAGCAGUUCCAAUACUACGGCUACAACGCCUACCUGAGCGACCGCCUGCCACUGGAUAGGGCCCUGCCGGACCUGCGGCCCAGCGCGUGCAGAAACCUGACGUUUCCUGAGAGUCUCCCCGAGGUCAGCAUUGUGUUCAUAUUCGUUAACGAGGCGCUCUCGGUGAUCCUGCGCUCCAUCCGCUCAGCCAUCGACCGCACUCCUGCUCACCUGCUCAAGGAGAUCAUCCUAGUGGAUGAUAACAGUAACAAUGAGGAGCUCAAGGAGAAGCUGCAGAAGUAUGUUGAUGAGGUGAAUGCCCACAGGCCUGGUUUCAUCAAGGUUGUCCGGCACAGCAAGCAGGAGGGGCUGAUCCGGUCCCGGGUCAGCGGCUGGAGAGCAGCCACAGCACCGGUCGUCGCUCUCUUCGAUGCCCACGUGGAAUUCAACGUGGGUUGGGCUGAACCAGUGCUCACCAGGAUAAAAGAAAACAGAAAAAGAGUAAUUUCUCCAUCAUUCGAUAACAUUAAGUAUGAUAAUUUUGAAAUAGAGGAGUAUCCCCUCUCAGCACAAGGGUUUGACUGGGAGCUGUGGUGCCGCUAUCUGAACCCUCCUAAGUCCUGGUGGAAACUCGAGAACACAACUGCUCCAAUAAGAAGUCCUGCAUUGAUUGGAUGCUUCAUAGUAGAUAGAGAAUAUUUCCAAGAGAUUGGAUUACUGGAUGAAGGCAUGGAAGUAUACGGAGGAGAGAAUGUGGAGCUCGGAAUCAGGGUGUGGCAGUGUGGAGGAAGCGUUGAGGUUCUGCCUUGCUCCAGGAUCGCCCACAUCGAGAGAGCACAUAAACCAUACACGGAGGAUCUGACUGCUCACGUCCGGAGAAACGCUCUGAGGGUGGCUGAGGUCUGGAUGGAUGAGUUUAAGAGCCAUGUCUAUAUGGCCUGGAACAUACCCCAGGAGGACUCUGGAAUUGAUAUUGGUGAUGUUUCAGAGAGGAAGGCCCUAAGGAAGAAGCUCCAGUGCAAGACCUUUAGGUGGUAUCUUGUCAGCGUGUAUCCAGAAAUGAGAAUGUACUCAGAUACCAUCGCCUAUGGGGUGCUGCAGAAUUCCCUGAAAAGUGAUUUGUGCCUUGAUCAAGGGCCAGACACAGAGAAUAUCCCAAUCAUGUAUAUCUGCCACGGGAUGACACCACAGGACCCCAUAACACUCCACCCUGUGGAGUAAUGGGAUGUGGUUUUACCCAGGAGCUGUCAGUUACCUGGUUUGACUAUACAGCAAAUGAGUCCUCGCAGUAUCUCAGAAUAAACACAGAGCAGCAGGGUGGCCUUGUCCCCUGUGCCUGGACCUCCGAGUGAACUGGAAACAUGAGUUGGGUGAGCUGCAGAUCCGAUUCUCUGCUUCCCUGCCAAGCUGCACGUGCUGCAGCUCUGUUCUGCUCUGGCUUCCUUCGCCAAGAACCUUUAAUAUUGAUCACUAGUGCCAUCGUGCUUGAGUAAAUUACGGAUGAGGAAGCCAGAAAUAUCUGAAAAUCCCAUCCACCAGACUCACUCACUGCAUGGGCUGUGCCUUAUUAGUCACAUCAUGAUGUGGGAACCACUGCCUGCAGGAGCUUUGCAAGAGAGUCCUCGGUGUUUGCAAAGGAACUGUGCCAUUCCCCCCGAGCCAGAACCAUUGUUCCUCAUCCCCUGGCAGGGCACCGUAACUCUCCUGGCACCUCAUCUGUAAGAACACACUGCAGGCAUGCCUUUAAAUUCCAGUUAGAAACUUUAAUUAUAUUUGAGAGACAAAGAACAAUAACAAAAGUCACUUCAAUUAGCUCAGUUCAGUAUUCACCAGAUAAAGAACUACCUUUGAAUGUCAGCUGGAGUUCUGUACAAAUGAGAUAUCAGCAACGAAAUGACUGAGGAGAAAGAGACAAGGGAAACUUUUCUAGACAAGACUCUGCUUCUUCAUAAUUAAAAUGUGGUGUCUCCUCCCCAUUACUAUGUAUUUCAUUUUGUAACUAAUGUUAAAAACAACAUCCAAAAGGGCCCAUAUUUGGGUAAGGUCCCAGUAAUGACUGAGAACUUUUUCAAAAGAGAAUUAGACUUUUUCUGUGUUAGGGAUUAUGGUUUUAAGAGGGAAAGAACUAACAUCACUCAGCAUACUUCUGUGAGAUUUCCGCUGCAAUGUUGCAUCUCUUGCUUAAGCUGAGCUGCAGCCCAGCCAUGUACUUAUUCUCUUACAUGUUGGAAAUAUUUGUAUAAAUAUUCCUUUUAAUCUUAGUGAUCUUGCCAAUAGCCACAAAAGAUACUGGUAAGAUGUUAGUUUUAUUCUAGCAGUGGUGAAAUGCUGUAUAAAGCGGGCUGUUUUUCCACCUGGCAGUCCUUACAAAAGCAGAUUAGUGCUUUUCAGGACUGGCUAGUUGAGUGUUUGGGUGACUCUGUUCUUAGCUCAGAUGCAAAGUUUUUCUGUUGUAGCUAUUCCGUUUACAGUUUUAUUGCUGCCACUACUUGGCACACUUGCAUCUAGAUGUGCAAUAAUAUAUCUGACUGCCAGGAACCACUCUCUCAUAUGCAGUUAAGUUGCUAUUAUUAAUUACUACUACAGCCCCUCUUCUAAAUUGGAUAGCUUCUUUUUUUCCCCACUAACUGCUUUCAGAUGUUUUUUAAUUCUCAUAUUUUUGCAUGAAAAGUGGCUUAGACAAGGUGUUUGACAUCAAGGAAUUGUUUUACAAUCAUAGGUAGAGCUACUGUUUCUUUUUAAUAUGCUUUAUAUAGGAAAGAUAGCGUCAAAGUCAAUAAAAAGGGAACUGCGUACCUGAUAUUAAAAUUCCAUGCUCCUUUUAUUUUAGAAUAUCACAGUAUCACAACAUGAUGUGUAGCUUCAUAAUUAAAAGCAGUAGAAAAUAUCCUAAAAUAUUGCAAUUAAAUGAUCAGCAGUGUAUUUCCCCGUGGUCUUUCUCUUUCAUUUUAAAUAGAAUCAGGAUUAGUGAUGCUAAGACUUCUGUGAUUGAGAUUUCCAAACCUUUGCACAGUCCACUGUGUGUCUACUGUAAGUAACACUGGCAUAUUCACAGUUCAUUCCUGCAAGCAUCUUGGAAUGCUAUAUAACUGUGUGUAUAUAUAUAUAUAUAUAUAUAUAUAUAUAUAUAUAUACUUCCAUUCUACAGAUAAACUGAUGCAAAUCUUAUGUGUGGUUAAAUACUAAGAUGGAAUAGAAAAUCAAAAUACAAUCUGUCCGUUCCUCUAGUCCUCUGAUACUACUAAUGGGAAAGAAUUCCUCACAGCAGGGUGUUUGGCUUGGCCUGAAAAGACAGAAGGCACGUGAUAAACUCCAGUCUGUGAUGAGGUGUGUUUCCUACCCUCCCUUCAUGUUCAGAGGGUGCCUUCCAUGGCAGCUGUGUUUUGUCCUGGCCCCCAGGACACUUCAGGAGUUACGGUACCAUUCAGUGAGUGGAGCACCUUGAAUGUUUGACUGGUGGAAAAAACAAAAAGGGUGAUGAUCAUGUAAUGCACUCACAUGAAUUUGGGGGAGGAAUUGCUAUUCCUUUACCUUUGGUAUGAAUGAAUUCAUUACAAAAUGCUGCCCAGAGAAUUAGAGUUUCUGUUGGGAGGAUCCUUGUCUGAGUGGUGGCAUGUGAACAGCAUGGCUGUCUAAGUAGCUCAUCCUCCCCUGAUUCUUUUGCUGAAGAAUAUUUCUCCCUAAGCAUCACAUCUUUCCGUUCCUGCCUUUAGACAGUCUCUGCCCAAACCAGCACUGUCAUUUCUGCUCCAUCUGUACCGCUGCACAGUGUUGGCAUAACUCCCCAACUCAUGUGCAGGAACAUCGCCAUCACACCUGCGCUGCUGCUCAGGCUGCUGCUCCUCCAGCCACCACAGCACCAGGCAGCUGUUAGAUGUGCACAGAUCAAAGCCAUCAGGGGGUUUGUAUCUCUGAUGUGCUGCUGGCCACUGUUUGUGAGGGGCUUUCAGUGUCUGUGUUAGCCUGCCACAUCAAGCCUCUCCUGCCGUGCAGCUGCUGGACAAAACCCGGCUUUUGCAACUGUUGAAACAGCCAAGAAAGUAAAUGCAGCAUGGUCAAAUAUCUAACUACAGGAGUUAAACCAAGCUCCUGAUAUACUGUUUAGUGAUGGUAGAAAUCAUGUUGCUUUCAUCACAUAAGAUCAGCUCGGAGGGAAAACACAGCAGCUCCCCAUCAGAGUGAUGAUUAAGGGAAUCGGGAAAACUGGGAGAUGAGGUGGCAGUGAGAGGAGAUAAAUGUGAAGGCAGAAGAACAGUUCUGGCAAAACAGUAACUAAAAUACAGAGUUCAUGUGAGGCUCUGGGGGUUUUGCUGAGGUUUUUUUUUUUUUUUUUUUACGUGGUUCACACAAAAGAUGAUAAAAGUAGUGUUCUAAUUCUUGUUAAAGAAUUUUUAAAGAACUUGUUAAAGUAAAGCAACAACUCAGUCCUACAUUUAGGUCUUAGAAGAUCUAUUUCCUGCUGUGCCCCUGCCCUGCAUGGAAAAGAUGGUUGCUGUAGUUGCAGUAAAUACAUGCCCCAGGCCUGACUGCAUUCCUUUCCUGGCUCUGGGAUCUGCCCGAGCCUGGUUGUUUGUUUUUGUUUAAGACUGCUGUUUAACCAGGUUUGUAAUCUUGAAGGCAGGCUGAUGACAACAUGUCACUUGCAUUAAAACUGCUCCUGAGUGAUACUUUGAAAGAUUCUUCUAUGAGAAUGAAAUACCACAUUAUUAGAGACUUUAUUAUAUAAUAAAUAAGUAGCAUCAAUCAAUGAAGUGAUAUUUUAAGUAGAGAUUUACUUUGAAAAUUGCUUGUGACUGAGGGGAUAAUGGGCAGUUCUGUUCCCUUGUUCAAUAGCUUCUGGCUCAUAUAAUUCUCAAUUUAUAAGCAGUUAAACCCCAAAGCUCAUGUGAAAGUCAAUAGAAACCAGUUAGAUUUUGAGGAAUUCAAGCUGAGGACCAGGGUCAGAAGACUAAAUGGGGAGUAUCACUAGAAAAGAAAUGCAGGUGAGAAGGGACACCCAUUUAUAUAAUUUCAUAUUCUUGCAAGAGAUUGCAGAACUGACACCAGUGACUACAGCCUGCCUGGUAUGAAUUAUUGCAUCUCCACUCAAGGCAGUGGAAGAGAGUCCUGCCAACACCUAAAGCUGUGCCAGUUCACACUGUACAGCACCCUGACCUCAAAGCAUAAUGCAUUCUAAGCACAAUGUCUGAAGUACUUGGAGCCGUUGCAAAAAGCUCCCAGAAACUUCUAAGCACUCUUUGUAUGGUCCAUGAAUGCUUCUUUUAAGGUGCUUAUAACAUGUAUUUUUAUAAAAGUUAUGUUUUCUUCUAUCAUGGUGAUUGUUCAUACACAGGUAUUUUUCAUACAUUUCAGAAAAUAUCUUCUGUUAUUUAGAAGUUUGUUAAGUGUGUGUGUAAAACACAUAAGCAUUGCAAACUGAGACUCAGUGCAAGAAAAUAGUUUACCAGAAGGCCCCACAUGCAACAGAUAUAGACUGUCAGGGAAUAAGGGAGAAAACAACAAAACCUGCAGAUGGAUCAAUGACAGGCCCUUCAGAGUUGAAAAAUCACUGCCUUGAAGUGUCCACAAUAAAAACAUUUCAGGCAGCCUUUUGCAGGCAGUAAAAGCACAGCAGCUGUUUAACAGCCCUCAGUUACAUGAAAACUCAGGGUUGGUGUUGAUGUUUGUCUUGGAGGCAGAUGUUCGACACAUUCAGCAGCUGCGUACAGGGCAGCCUGACCUGACAGCACCACUUCUUUCUACCAUGUUAGGCUGAGCUGGGCCAUCACUCCUUGAGGGUGAUCCUUUCAUGUGUGCAGACACACCUGAGCUGUACCAAGCAUCCAGUUCUGUCCUGGUCCAGGUACUUUUUCAGUGAGCAGUCAGACUGUGAGCAGAGCAAGUCCUUGCUGUGGCAAGGACUAGGUCUGCAGCUGGUUUGCAGCUGGACUGCAUGAUCUUAACUGUCUUUUGCAGCCUAAAUUGGAGAGUUUUCCAUGGCAGGUGAAGAUCAAAGGUGUUGAAUUUUUAGCUUCUGAGUGUGGAUCUGAGGGAUUUGCACCCUCCUCUCUUAGUGCAGCCACGGUGAGCCUGGCAUUAUUCCCAUGCAGACAGGCAGCCUGGCUGGGCAGUCUGACUCCCAGGGAUGUGCUCCUCUUCUUCCAGGGGCUGCAUCUGGCAGCACUGCCAGCCCAUGUUGUCCUACACUUUUAUAUGCACUCUUGUGGAAUGAUCUAAGCACUGGGCCUAGCUCAAACUUUUAUGUAAAUGCUCUGGUAGCAAGGAUGCUUUUCCACAAUAAAUAGCCUUUUUUUUUUCUCCCCCCCCAGUCUGGGUUGCUCGGUUUGGUAGGUGCCCAAGUAAUAGAAGAUAAUGUAGAGAGUCAGUGAAACUGCCUGGCAAGCAUGGUUAUCAGCAUUAUUAAAUUAUAUUUUUUAUUUUAAACAUAUUCUGUAAAUUAUUGUAGCAAUUAAUGUCUUACAUAAGAUACUCCUGCUGAGUAGUUCAUUAAGUCUAUUUAUAUUUUCUGCUGAUUUCUUUUAGUGCAUAAAUCCUGGUUUUGAUCAUAGUAAAGUUAAUAGGAAUUGUGACCUUGUUUGCAAGGGAAGCAAAAUCUGGUGUUAGUUUUUUGCAAUCCUUUUCAAAGUUGACUUUUCCUAUGUGUACCUGAGAAGAUGAAUUCAAAGCUGCAGCCUCUAGAAUACAUGACAGGGAGCUACAGAGAUGUUUCAAAGGCUUCCAAAACCAACCAGUCCUUCUUGGCCUAGCAUAGGCACUGCAAUGCUUUCUUCUUGGAGAUGUGUUCUGGAGGAAGAUAUUUCCCAUUAUAUAAUACUUUAUUUCUUUAAUCUUUUUUUCCUUAAGUUUGAUUCUGUCCAAAUUCUCAUUAUUUCCUUCAGUGCAAAGUUUCAGAGGGAAAAUCUGUUAAUCUGAUUUCUGGGUUUGGAGCAGUUUCAUACUGAGCCAUUUGCCAUGAGUGAUUUUUUUCUGUACAUGCUGUGGCAGCAUUAAGUUUGUAGUUGGACUCAAAAUUCUUUUCCAGCCUUAAUAAGAGAGUUUUUCCUUGCAGGUGAAGCUCAGUGGUGUUGAAUUUGUAGCUUGUGAGUGGAUCUGAUGGGUCUGAGGGAUUUGCACUCCAUUUUGCAACUGAAUAAGAGUCUUCAUAAUAUAGGACAGAGACCAUCCUGCCUCUUCAUUAUGACAGUAUUAGACAUAAUGAAUGUCAUUCUCUGUUCAGAGGGUAAAAGGCACUGGAAUUCAAAAGGAUCAGUACAAGAGGUCCUUCUUUAGGUUUCAGACCUGGGAUAGGACUUUUGUGUGUUACACUUCACUGGUUGAAAACAAAAGCAGAGGGAAAAAGCUGUAGAACUGCAUUAUUCUGUAUCAGAGGGAAUAUCUUUUACAUCCCUCAAUUUGGAAAUAAUGGAAUGGAUAUUUCUGCUUAUUUAUUUUUGUGUUCAAAACCACAGUGUGAAAACAUUGCGUGUACCUGUGAGAAUUGAGAGAACUGAUCACUUGGAAUUGAAACUCCAUCCAUGGUGAAAGGAAAGAGUUGAAAAUAAUCUUUUUUUUCCUAAGAGUAUUAUUGAUUUUCUCAUUUAGAAGCAUAUAGAAUUUUUGUAGCCUUGGAGAAAUGGUUUUGUUUUGAAGAAAUUUUAUCUUUGUUUCAAUAGAAUGGUCUAGACUGAAAAAGAACUUUAAAAUGUCUUAUAUGCUUCUGAAAUCUGUACUCUUCCCUAGUGUACAGGCUCACUGCUGAAAGUGAGCAUGAAUAAUGAAAAAGGAAAAUACCACUGUAAGGUGAAAUUAGUGAUCUGCUAAAGCACUAAUCUUGAUGUUGCAGUUUGAGGACCUGAGCUGAAGUUAAAAAGAAAGAAUUCAAAAAGUAGUUAAAUUCUUUUAAGUGCUGUGAGGAAGAGUAUUAGGAACUUGAAUUACUUCAAAACUUAGAGCCAAGAAGGCUCUAAGAAGAAAAAAAAAAAAAGGCCAAGUAUUUUUCUGAUUGAGAAAUGACUGCUCCAAGCAGAGAUGCUGCAGGAGAGUCAAAGAUAACUUGGCCAGUGCCACAGAAGACAUGUGUUUGAAAAAGCAAAUAAAACCCCUAACCACAAAAUGUAACAGGAAUAAGAGCAGUUGUCUGUAAUAUGCUGUAUCUGUUCACUCAUCCAUUCUUCUAAAUAAGAGGGAAAUGCUCAUCUUAGAGAAUGGAUAAGAGCUCUUUUAUGAUAGCAGAUCUAUUUAAUAUUUUACAGUAGAGGCACUGGUGUCAUUUUCCAUAUAUUAGAAGAUGUGCUGAAAAGAUAGAGAAGCAUAAGUUAACCUUUAAUGGGAGGGAAAAUUGCAAAUGCUGAUAGAAGCAAUGUCAGAAGGGUGCUCAGGAAAUGCUAUCAAAGACAUUCAGUUCCUCAGCUUUUGCCUAGUAAAGCAGGAUUUCCAUGGAGAUAAUAGAAACUUCAACUGGCAAAAAAUCUGGUGGAAUUUACCUAGACUUGAUAAACUCAGCUUUCAUCACAUUACUGCAGAAAAGAAUAAUGCAUUGUGUCAGCAAAAAAUAGUAGUGAGGGAGCUUGUGGAGUGCUCAGAGCAGCACCCUGGGACCGCAGAGGAUGCGCCUGUGGAGAGACAGUGGGAUUAGUCAAUUAAUCAAUUAACACAUCUGUUCCCCUCUGUUGGACCACAUGGCUUAGACCGGGGACUUUCACACUGUGUGAUGUCUUUGGGAGGGGGUUUUUUUAUUGCUUUUUUUUCUUGAAUUCUGUUGCCUUUCUGUAUGACUAAAUCCAUCUUUAUCGUCUUUCCUGGAUAUCUUGUCCACAGUUGCUAUGUCUGUUAUUGAUAUGGAAGGAGGGAGGCAUAUGUCUGCUGUCUUUAUAGUUUGACCAGAAACAAUUUAUUCAGCAUCUUGUUAAAUAGGUGAGGCUGGUGCAGGAAGAAAGCAAAUGGAAUAUAAAGCUAAUUGAUUUCCAAGCUAUGUAAUGCCCUCUUCUGAUGGGUUUUUUUCAUUUUACAUUAUUCAAAUAAUUAUUAUUGAGCUUCUCAUGGUCACUGUAAGAACUGUCGUCCCUAGUUUACAUUUUUAAGGCAAUUUGCCCAGAAUAUCUGUAAUUAAAAAAAACCGCUGCAUUGAAAAUGUAAUUGAAAGAAACUGUUCAGAGCAACUGCAGUGCCUAAGAAUUUAAAAUUAUCAGAGCAUUUCAAGCUCUCAUGUACUUUUUUAAUUUAGAAGAGAUAAGAGUUGUUGUCCUGAAUAUUAUACAACAGUUUAGAACUGUUCUCAUCUAGGAAAUGAAAAUGCACAUACAUUUCCAGACUUCUUUUUUUCCUUGUGCUAUUCUGUAACAAGUGAUUUUUUGGUAAGGCUAGUUUGGGUCAAAUUGAUUUCAGCAGGUUAAAAUAUCAUAAAAUGUGGAGGCGAAAUAUUGCUGGGCUGCUAGGUGAUAAGCCUGAUGCUAGAUUUUGGGUUUGGAUUGAGAGCUGUGGGCUGGUGCUGAAGGGCUUUGGAGCCCACACCCCCAAAAUACUGAGGGUGUCGUGGUUUUGGGGCUGCUGCCACUUUCUGCAGAGCUUGGUUGCUGCUCUGAUCUUGGGGCCCAAAGCUGCCCCCCCCCCAAGCUCUCCCUCAGCCACUUUGCAAACGUGCACUUCUGGUAUGAGACAGUGUAGUACAACCAGGAAAGGGGGAAAGGGCUUUCCUUUGCUAGUUUGGAAAUGUUUUUAUUUCACUCUCCUGGAGAAACAGAGCAGCUGUUUUGGGUACCUGCAGUCUGGUCUCUUAAUCUAACACUGUGGGAGCAUUUCACAUUUUGUAAGUGCAUUAAUUUGAAAUAGAUCAGAGUUGGAUAUUAUGUGGCUAUUAUUAGAGUUAUCCAUAUUUUAACGAUGUCUCUUCUCAUUGCAAAUUGGCAGUUCAAUCAGCAGUUUUUAAAACCAAUUGUUGCUUACAAUCUAAAUUCAGCAUAAAGCUAACAGUUAUGGGAGCGCGUGUAGAGCGCUUGGAGAUGGAUGAUGUAGUAAUUGUGGGAUGGUUGUCAAUUUAAACAUUCUUUUGAUUAAUGGUGCGCUGUCUCUUGUUACUUCAUCAGACACAGAAGUUCUGAAGGUCAGAUUUUUGUUUCUCAAAUUCUUAGCAGUAUGUUAUUAACUAUUAGAGAAGGUAGUUAAUACAAUAGAUGGAAAAAUCACUUUAUAGUUACUUUAGUUUUAUUGAUAAUUUUAUUAUGUCAAUCCAUUAAUUGAAGUCAUCCACUGGCUCAUUUAAAAUUCAUGGACCAAGUUCAGUUCCCAUGAAAGCAUAUUUAACUCCCUCUGUAACUACAUGAGCCAUGUAGCCUUCAUUCAGAUUCUGAUCAGCAAUUCAGCUUCAGCUUAGGUUCUCCCUGGUAUUGUUCUGCACUUGCAGAGUGUGGUUAUUUGCAGAAAUGUUUAUGGAAUGAUUGUAUCCACAGCGUGUUUCUAUGAAUAGGGGAUUUUUUUUCAUCCUGCUGAUUAACCAUCAUUUGUCCAAUUGGGAAGCACAGAGAAUGUCAGAAAUUAUUUGUUCACAUAAAAUGUUGAUUGAAUAUUUAUGAGUAACUCUGGAAAAAGAAAACCUGCAUUGAUUUGGAAGCCAAGGAAAGAGUUUGUCAGAUAAUUUAUUUGAAAUCAGCAAUCAAACUAGCUGUUAGCAAGAGUUGAGUUCAGGCUAAACAUGAAUAUAUUUACAAAGUGGAUGUAUUUUUCCCAAAGAAAAUAUGGGAUACUAGAGAUUCUAAUCUAGGGUGGUUUCAAGAGCCUGUGGCUAGAAAUUAAAGCCCGUUGGAUGCCCAUUAGGAAUAAGGUGCAUAUUCCUGUCAGAGCAGGUCAGUGGCCAUCACAGGAAGUAAUUGUUGGCAUCAUCAAAGCUGACACAACUCUGGAAACUAAUUUAAUACAAUACAAAUCAUUGCUCUUAGAGGUAAGCACGUGGAAGUACAGAGUUCGUAGCAUAUGGGGGAGCAGAGUGAAAAACUGAUGAUUCUUUUUGGCUCAUGAAUCUGCUGACAUGUCAGCCAAGGGGCAAUCACUGCUAGGGCUUCUUGGAAUUCCAGUUCAGUUGAGAGGGUUCAGAAAUAACACUUGCUUGUUACAGUGGAUGAACGAUGGUAUGCCUUUAAAGAAAUUGGGGGGUGGGGCUUUAAUGUGUUUUUCUGUAUAGCUUUAAAAAUAGUUGUUGAAUUUCUUGAAUUAAUUUUCCUUUUUUUUUUUUUGUUUUAUUUCUCCUAAAGUGUGAUUGCACAAAUUAUACAGCAUUAGCAGUGUUAUGCCAAGCCUGUCUGCUCAGCUGGCUGUCCACAAAGGCUCAAAGCAAUCAAGUGGAAAAGCUGAGGAAUGCAUUUAAGUAACUCUGAUGUUACUACAGAAUUAACUUUGGGGUUUUUUGGCAGGGAGCUGCACUGAUUGUGGACAUUGGAGCUUUGUUGCUCUUGCUGUGUUAAAGACGUAGUGAUUUGUUCAGCAUGCAUAUUCCAUUUCAGCAGUUAUUUUUGGUGCUUUCAAGCUCUCAAAUUAGCCUUAAAACUGUGAGGUCUGCAUUGAUUGACUCACAAAUGGAAGUUUGGGAAGUUAAAAAUAGCAACACAGCUCAUGAACUCAUUAGUUUUGGUAAAAAAAACCCAUGAGGUUUAAAUAAAAAUUUUAAAAAGGAUAAAACUGAGGUUACUGCAUUAAACCUGGAAUUUUUUAGAUAAUGCCUUUGGGAUGGAGAUCUGUGA
Messenger RNA from Motacilla alba alba, 12161 nucleotides. It is a transcript of the gene GALNT18, whose product is annotated as polypeptide N-acetylgalactosaminyltransferase 18. Gene Ontology annotation, cellular component: Golgi apparatus. The record is from RefSeq and is a predicted model, not a curated record. The transcript is spliced from 11 exons. The coding region runs from base 133 to 1674 and encodes 513 amino acids. Lineage: Eukaryota; Metazoa; Chordata; Aves; Passeriformes; Motacillidae.